AUGUGGACUGGCGCCCCCGACGAUGCCGCCGCCGCGAGGCAGGGCAGACAGGUCGCGGCUCCAGGGUCAGGCUCGCCCUGGGCAUCCUGUGGCCUCGCCGCCUCCGCGGCGCGCGGUCCGCAAAGGCCGUGCGCAGAGGGGUUCUCGAGGGUGCUGCUCAGCGUGGACCAGUUCCGCGUGGUCUCUGCGGACCUCACCCACGGGGCGGUCUCUGGCGGCGUCUGCACCGUGGUGGCGUGCGCCCUGCUGGGAGUCCUGCUGUUCGCCGAGCUGGGGGCCUCCCUGAGAGUUAGCUACUCUACGAACGUCGUCAUCGACGACGAGCUUGACGAAUCGCUGAGGAUCGAGUACGACACCUCGGUGUUCGACCUCCCCUGCAAGUACCGGGAAGUGGGCUCGUGGGACAAGUGCGGGAAAGAUAGGUUCGUGACCAACAAGUCUUUCACCCAUAGCACUCUGGUCCACUGGGGGGGCACCGCGGGCGCCAAGCACACCGAGGCGGAGAUCGCGGUGCUCGAGCAGGCGGACGUGGCCUCGGACAUCGCGGAGGACGAGGCCAAGGAGCUCGACUCGGACUGGUCCGCCAGCAGCGACCACUCCCAGCACAAAGACUUCCAGGCGGCGGCGACCUUCCACGACUACACGCUGGUGAACUUCUACGCCGAGUGGCGCAGUCACUGCAGGCAGUUUCUCCCGACAUGGAUAGAAGCGUCGGACAAGAUCGGCGAGAAGAUGCACGUCUCCGACGGCGACGGGCGGCAGUCCACGGUGAAAUUCCUGAAGACGAAUUGCGUGGACUUCCAGGACAACUGCAAGAAGGCCAAGAUAGCAGCCUUCCCGACCCUGCGGUCUUACAAGCGCCACGGCUCCUUCGAGGUCUUCCAGCAGCAUCGCUCCGUGACGAACAUCGUCAGCUUCUUGACGUCGUCGAUUAGAAACAGCCACUUGAUCGUCGCCCGUCACCACAUGAUGUUCAACGAGGGAUGCCGGGUGGCCGGCCAGAUCCACGUGCCCCGCGCGCAGGGAUCUCUCCACCUCCAGGCGGAGCCCUUCGGCAAGAAGGACCUGAACCCCGCCAUCACGAACGUGUCGCACCGGGCGUGCGACUAUUACAGCUCCGGCUCCUGCACGACGGACUGCGUUCAGCCCGCGGGGACGGUAGCCCUGGCGUGCGAGUGUAUGUCCUACCCCGACAGCGGCGAGCACAACAUGUUCAGCGUGACGCCCUGGUCGGCGGCGGGGUACGUGAAGGAGGCGGCGCUGUUGCACACCCGUGACCCGGCCGAGAUCCCCUCCAAAGAAUGCGGUGCGGACUACUUGUGUAAGCUCACCGGCGUGUUCCUGACCGACGGAAAGGUUCAGCUGCGCCUCAAGGAGGGCGCGAAGGAUGUCGUGCCCUCGGCCCCUGCCACGGACGACAGCCACACCAUAGUGAUGAGCGCAAACCAGGACACCUACAGGACAGACAUGAAUCUCGUUUCUUGCGCUACGUGCACCGCCAAUGGCCUUGCUCCCAAGGUCAAGGCUGCCGUCAUCGACGCGUUCGGCAUUCCGCGGGGCUUCAUGACUACGAUCCACGCCAUGACCGCAUCUCAGCCGACCGUGGACGGGGCGUCGCAGAAAGACUGUAGUGGCGGCAGCGCGGAGGUCGAGGAGGUCGGCGGGGAAGUCGAAGAAGAGGUGGCGGACGAGAUCAAGGAUGAGGACCCAGAGACGGAGCUAAAGCUGGAGAACGCGAGUCACGGUGCGGAGCAUCUUGCCUAUCAGAUGAAGCACGGUGCGAUCCACGGCAGGUACGAUGGCACUGUCGAUGUCGACGGGGACUGUCUGGCGAUCAAGGGCAAGCAGGUGGCGCUGUCGCACACCCGUGACCCAGCAGAGAUCCCCUUCAAGAAGUACGGUGCGGACUACGUCUGUGAGUUCAUCAGCAUGUUCCUGACCGACGGAAAGAUUCAGCUGCACCUCAAGGUGGGCGCGAAGAAUGUCAGGUCUUCGGCCCGGGCCGCGGACAACAGCCACACCAUGGAGAUGGGCGCGAACAAGGACACCUACAAGACAGACAGGAAUUGCGUUUCUUGCGCUACGUGCACCACCAAUGCCCUUGCUCCCAAGGUCAAGGCUGUCGUCAUCGACGCGUUCGGCAUUCAGCGGGGCUUCGUGACUACGAUCCACGCCAUGGCCGCAUCUCAGCCGACAGCGGACGGGGCGUCGAAGAAAGACUGUCGUGGUGGCCGCGCGGAGGAGACCCGCAUCGCUACGGAGGACCCAGAGGCGGAGCUCAAGCUGAAGAACACGAGUCUCGAUGCGGAGUAUCUUGCCUUUCAGAUGAAGCACGGCUCGAUCCACGGCAAGUACGAUGGCACUGCCGAGGUCGACGGGGACUCCUUGGUGAUCGAUGGCAAGCAGGUGGCGCUGUCGCACACCCGUGAUCCGGCCGAAAUCCCCUUCAAGAAGUACGGUGCGGACUACGUUUGUGAGUCCUCCGGCGUGUUCCUCACCGACAGAAAGAUUCAGCUGCACCCCAAGGCGGACGCGAACAAGGUCGUGUUCUCGGCCCUGGACACGGACGACAGCUACACCGUUCUGGAGGGCGCGAACCAGGACGCUUACAAGACAGACAUGAAUGACGUCUUUUGCGACUCCAAGGCGGGCAUCAUGCUGGACCCAACGUUCAUUUGGAGCGGCACGAACCCUGGCCUCGCGGUUGUUGUGGGCGACGCUCUCUGGCUGCUCGCCCUGAUGGCCCUCAUCACGGUGGAGGUGCUGAUGCGGGCGCGGGCGGCCGUCGACGCUUGCCUCGCUAGGGGCUGGGCCGCGGCAGCCAGGAUUGACGCGCGCCAGUUCCGGAGCCGCAUCCGGAUGUACGGCCGAGCAGCGGCCUACCUCGGACUGAGCCUCGCCGUCGCCGCCUCCGUGGGUGCGAUGGCGGCAGGCCUGGUCCACGCCCAGGCUUGCGCAGCAGCGCCUGUUCCGUCAGCUGCCCCGGCCGCCUGGGCCAUCAGCUGGAGCGCCCUGGAAUUCGACGCGACUCUUGGCUAUCCCGGCGAGGGCCCUCCAGCUGCGGGUCCCCAGAACAUGGACGUCGAUCAGGGGGCUCGGAGGGGACUCAACUGGGUCCUGACGCUGCAGGGCAACGGCCGCCGGGCACACUGCCACACCUGUAAGGAGGAGUUUGCGCUUGGCGAGCCGCGUCUGCAGACACAAGGGGCCUCCCGAUUAUGCCACUGGCACUGCGUGGGGAAGCGUUGGCGACCCAUGGCCACGCUGGAAGGCUCCCGUACCACCCCGCAAGCUGAGGUUGAUCGUGUGCGCGAGUUGCUGGGGGAGGCUUCUAUGCAGCAAGACGGGGAGGACAUCUUCCAAGCGGAAGGCGCCCAGGUCGGUCCAGUGGGCCCUGGACCCGCGCUGCGCGAUCCAGAAGACCCCCUUGGUGCAUCCCAGCUCCUGCACAUGGCGUGGUGGGACACAGUGGACGUGCCAAACAGUCUCGGACAUAAGGUCGCCACCAUGCGCCGCGUCCCAGCUGGACUGCAAGCUGCUUGGGCCGAGGCCACGGGUAAAGCUCUGAGGGAGAGUGUGGGUGGGCAGACCGCCCAGGACCGGGAGCGUGCUUGGAAACUUGUCAUUUUCGCACCUCGCUUAAUAUUUGCUGCCACUGGAGCCCGGGGUGGGCGCGGGGCCAAUGGCAAAAGGGCCAAACACAUCAAGAAUGACGUUGCUGAGCGCCUGCAUGCAUUUUGGCGCGGGGAGUGGCAAGAGCUGUGGGAAGCCGCUCACAGGCGUGAGUUGCGAGUGGGCGCUGCUACUGCCGUGGACGUGACGAGCAGGGUCCGCCGCGUCAACACGCUACUCGAAGACGGGCAGGUGGCAGGGGCUGUUGCAACGCUCCGGAGGUCCGGCCAGACAGCUGCCGGCCCAGGCGUCCACGAUCGGCUCCGCGCUCUCUUCCCCGAGGCUGACACUUGGGACGCGGCGCAGGACGACGCGACGGCGACUCCGCUCGCAGCGGAGACUCGUCAGCAGCUCGGGGACGCCAUCGCCGCAGCCUUCAGGAAGGCCAAGGGCGGCCGCGCGCCAGGUCUGGACAGCAGCCGCAAUGAGCAUUGGCGCGUGCUGGCUGCCGACACCGAAGCGGUCGACGCGUUGGUGGAGGCCGCCCUGGCCUGGGUGGAGGGCUCCGCGCCGCCAGUCGUGGACGAGUGGCUGCGCACAGGGGCCAUCACGGCGCUCCACAAAGCCAGCGGCGGCGUCCGCCCGCUCACGGUCCUUGCGCCGUUCCGCCGGAUCGUCCUGACCGGGUUCGUGGCCCACACCAAGGCUGCCACGCGGGCCGCGGCAGGCUCGUACCAGUAUGGUCUUGGGGUGCCUGGCGGCGCAGAUGUUCAGUUCAAGGCGCUGCAAGCAGCUGUGCACGAUAGGCCGGGCAGCGUGCUGGUGGCGGUGGACGUGUCCAACGCGUUCGGCACGCUUGCGCGCCGGGGAGUUAUCGCAUCCUUGCGAGGGGCUCUCCCUGAGUACGGAAGCCUGCUUGCGAGACUCUACGCCAGGCCUGCCGUGGGUUUAUGGCGCGACGGCACUGGUGACACGCGUGAGCUGCGCACCGGCGCCGGGGUGCCACAGGGGUGCCCGCUGAGCCCGGCAGCGUUUGCGGCCGCCUUGCACCAACUGGCGCUACAGCACUUCUCUGCCAGACCGCAGUGGCUCGUCACCGCCUACCUGGACGACGUCGUUGCCGUGGUGCCGAGCGCAGAGGCAGAAGAGUACCUGCGACAGUUGUCUGGGCUGCUGGGCCCUGGCGGUCUUGUGCUGGACCCAAGCAAGACGAAGGUGUGGCUGCCCCCUGGCACUGCGCGCUGCCCACCCUCCCUCCGGCAGUACGUGAAGGACGAGCUCCAGGUGGUGGGCUGCAGUCUGACGCGCCGACAGGACGACGACUGGGACGCCCUGGCCGCGGGAGCUGGAGGCGGGGUGCGCGCCAUGGGCGCCGCCACCGAGACGCUCCGGGCUUUCGGGCAGACGCUCUGGGAGGCGAGGGCCGCAGGACUGGGGCCACAAGAGGCAACGGCGAUGCUGAGGUGGACAGCCCAAGGCUUACCGAACCACCUCCUUCGCGCGCACCUGCAGGACCUGGUGGCCGUCCGGGCCUAUGACACGGUGCUUCGCGGCCUCUGGAAUGACGUCCUGGGCGUUGACAUGUCCGAUCGGGAGUGGGUGCAGUCCUGUUUGCCCCUCCGGGAUGGCGGUCUCGCGGCCGGCGCGGCCGAGCCUCGGCGGGAGGCGGCGCACAUCGCCGCGUGGCUCGACGCCGCCCCGCGGGUUGCGGCGGCGCUUGGGGCCCCCAGCGCCGAGGCUCUCCUCGCCGCGCGCGCUGCGGGCACGCAGGGAUUUGAAGCCGCUGUGGUGACGUACAACGCUUCGGUCGGCGCUGCCCACUGCCUACAGACGUCGCUGGCCCAGGGAGAGCGCCACCGACAGAAGGACCUGGUGGGCCCGCGGAUGGAAGUGAUCGCAGGCGUCGCCAAAGCUGGCCUAGACCACCGCGAGCGCGGCCGCCUGCUGUCCGCGGGGGGCCCAGGUGCUGGUGCCUUCACCAUGUUGCCGACUAAGCCUGAACACAGAAUGGCUCCUGAGCUGUACCGCAUCUCGUUGGGGCGGCGCCUUCUGAUGACGGGCGCGCGGCUGCUGCGCGGACUGGAACCGCAGACGCACUGUCGAAACACAUCCCGAGAGGGGGUGCUUUGCGGAGCGGUUCUGGACACCGACCAGCACCACGCCUUGGCGUGCGAGACGGGAGGGCGCCGCGUGGCGCGACACGAUCGCAUUCGCGACCUGCUGGCCCGCUGGCUUGCCCGGCGCGUCCCAGCAUGGGUCCAGAAGGAGCAGACUGUGCCCCAGUGGCAAAGGACCCGCCGAGCUGUCGUGGAUGGGGUCGAGACUGCGCGCGUCGAGACGGCGGUCCUUGACGUCGUCUGGGCCCGCCAGGGCUGCGCCAGGGCGGUGGACGUGGUCGUGGUUAGCCCGGACAGUACUGACGAGAGGGAGGCGCGUGCUCGGGCGGCGAAGGCUGGCCUCGCCGCGGAGGACGCGGCCCGCGACAAGGCGCGCCGGUGCCCGCCGGGACCCACGACACCUUUGCUCAUUCCUUUCGCGAUCGAAACUGGGGGACGAGUGGGCUCUUCUGCGAGACAGCUGAUCCAGGAUCACCUGGACCGCUCUGACGGAGAGGCAGGAGCGUCUGCCGAUGCGGUCGCUUUCUGGCAAGAGCUCAGUGCUGUUCUGCAAACGGCGGUGGCUGAACAGUUACUCAGCGCCCACAAGCCCCCUGUCGUCGGGGGCGGGCGCUGA
Messenger RNA from Prorocentrum cordatum, 6345 nucleotides. The record is from the annotation of a GenBank genome assembly. NCBI's taxonomy places the organism in Eukaryota, Dinophyceae, Prorocentrales, Prorocentraceae.